AUGCAGUCACCUUUCUGGCCCUCACUCUCUUCAGCUCCUCCAUUCUCGCCACCUCCUUCUGCUGUGUUUCAACUUAGGGAGUGUUGCACUGUUGCUGAAGUGAACUUCACCGCUGGUGUAUCUCUGCCUCAUCCCUUUGAGCAAGAACUGAGUGCUCCUCCUCGUUUUGAUGAAACCAAUGACUGCAUUAUUUUGGAACCAUAUCCUCUUGCCACUCUGCCACCGGAACCGGUCCUUAUCAGUGUGUGUUCUGAAAAACAAGGUGGUAAUGAUGAUGCUUCAUUUCCUCCAAUUUUUGUUAGAGAAAGUUUACUUACGAUGAAUAUGAAUGAAGUUUUUUCAUAUGGAAACCCGUUUACUUGGUGCAAUAGAAGAUAUAAGAACCCAUCUGAAUUAAUUUUUGAAAAGUUGGAUCGUAGUUUUAUGAAUGAUAAAUGGAUUUCGGUUCUUCCUCAAACUAGAGUCACAAAUCUAGGUAGGAUUUAUUCUGAUCACAACCCCUUAUUGGUGAAAUGCUUCCACUAUGAGAGGAAUGUUAAUAUCCCAUACAAAUUUCUUAGAUGUUGGCAACUUAACCCUGAUUUUAAAAAAGUUCUGGCUGAUUGUUGGUCUCAUGGUGUCAAAGGCUCUCCUUCCUUUGUUGUUGCAAAUAAGCUUAGUCAUGUGAAAAAUGUUUUAAUCAAAUGGAAUGUUAACUCCUUUGGUCACAUCAAAACUACAAUAGGAAAGUUAAAUGCUGAAAUAGAAAAAUUGCAAGAUUUGCCAUAUUCUCCUCAGAUUGGUGGUUAUAUCUUGAACUAUUCAAAUCAGCUUGAUUACUGGUAUGAAAUUGAACAUUGCUUUUAUAAACAAAAGUCUAGAAUUAAUUACUUCAUGCAUUGUGAUAAGAAUACUAGCUUCUUUCAUAACACUGUUAGACUGAGGAACAUGUACGAUACCAUUCAUACAAUUAGAGAUGAUCAAGGGAACUGGACUGAUAAUAAAAACCAGGUAGCGGACUUGCUUUCUAGACAUUUUAAGAAGAUUUAUACUUCUUCCAACCAUAGUGUCCAGGACAUUCAUGAUUCCUUAAGGUUUGUCACUCCUUUGAUUAAUGAGGAUAUGAAUGAAAAUUUGAUUGCUAUUCCUUCAGUUCAAGAAAUUUGGGACACUGUUAACAUGAUGGCUCCUUGGAGUUCUCCGGGACCGGAUGGUUUUCCUCCUGGGUUCUUCAAGGAUAAUUGGGAUACUGUUAAAGAGGAUGUUGUCUCUCAUGUGCAGAACGAUUGCAUGUUGUUUUAUAAAGCCGCUAUCACUUAUGCGAAGAAUAUCAUAAAGGUUAUUAAUGUGUUUGAAAAGGCGUCAGGUCAGGCAAUUAACUUUGAUAAAUCUGGGUUUAUUACUAGUGGGAAUAUGCAUCAUAGACACAUCAAGAUUUUAUCUAAGGCCCUUAACAUGAAGUUUCUCAGUAGUUCUGAAAAAUACUUAGGCACGCCUUUGUUUAUUGGUGAGGAUAAAACUAAGUCUUUUAGUUUUCUCAUUGAUAAUUUCUAUGCCAGAUUAAAUUCUUCGAAAAAAUCCAAUUUGAACAUAGCUGGUAGAACUGUGGUUACAAAGCAUGUACUUUCUAUUUUGUCUCUUUAUCAUAUGGCAUGUUUUCCUCUUCCUAAAACAGUUACUAGUAAAAUUGAUUCGAUUCAACGCACUUUUUGGUGGGCUAAAAAGAAUCUUAAGCAUGAUGCAUACUUUCGCUCUUGGGGUGAUAUAGGGAAAUCUAAACUUAAUGGAGGUCUGGGUCUUAGGAAUUCCUUUGCUACUAAUAGGGUUUUCAAUUACAAACUGGGAUGGAGAAUUUUGAAGAAUCAGGGUAGUUUACUUACUAGAUUUCUCAAGGAUAAAUACUUCCCUAACCAGAAUCUUCUAGAAAUUGAUAAGGAUGCAGAUUCCGCUUCGUGGAUGUGGAAAGGCAUUAUUAAGGGGUUGAGAUUUAUCAAGGCUAACUCAGUGGUUUAA
Messenger RNA from Papaver somniferum (opium poppy), 1992 nucleotides. RefSeq lists its product as uncharacterized. The record is from RefSeq and is a predicted model, not a curated record. The transcript has 5 exons. Lineage: Eukaryota; Viridiplantae; Streptophyta; Magnoliopsida; Ranunculales; Papaveraceae. The coding region runs from base 1 to 1992 and encodes 663 amino acids.